Molecule: messenger RNA, 1538 nt
Organism: Planococcus citri (citrus mealybug)
Lineage: Eukaryota; Metazoa; Arthropoda; Insecta; Hemiptera; Pseudococcidae
Product: venom serine carboxypeptidase-like
Exons: 1
Coding region: 85-1434 (449 amino acids)
Biological process (GO): proteolysis
Molecular function (GO): serine-type carboxypeptidase activity
Source: RefSeq, a predicted model, not a curated record
AACAGUUUUUCGAGCCAGUCGCCCAAUCGUAAUUAGUGGCCUAUAUUUCGAGUUAUAUUUGGUGCCGUAUACGUUGCAAACUGCAUGAUCAGUAAAAUGCAUCGGUUAUUUUUAUUGCUAUUUGUUGUAUCGGUCAUUAUUGCAGACAAUUCUGCAUCGAAUUACGUGCCAUCGAAUGACUGUGGUGAGCCAUUAAUCUUAACCCCGUUGAUAAAGAAAGGAGAAAUUAACACAGCCAGAGAAAAAUCAUGCGUUACACCCCUACUUCCCAACAUCUUCAGCCACUCGGGAUAUUUGACGGUAAACGAAACUGCAAAUUCUAAUUUAUUUUUCUGGUUUUUUAAACAAUCAAGCCCAGAAUGGUCAUCACGUCCUGUGAUACUUUGGCUACAAGGAGGCCCCGGUAGUAGUUCCAUGUUCGGACUUUUCACUGAAAAUGGUCCUUUUCGAGUAUCACGUGGUAAAUUAGCCAAGAACAAGUAUUCGUGGACCAAGCACUAUAACGUAUUGUUUAUCGAUAAUCCAAUAGGUACAGGAUUUAGUUUCACCGAUAAUUAUUACGUUACUACCCAACAAGAAAUUGGUCAACAUUUGUUCGACGCUUUGACUCAGUUUUUCACCAUGUUUCCAGAACUUCGUAAAAAUAAAUUCUUCAUAUCGGGAGAAUCAUACGCCGGUAAAUAUCUUCCAGCUUUAGGAUACGAAAUCUAUAAAAGAAAUCCGAAAUCGUCGUUUCCAAUUAAUUUAAAAGGUAUUUUCAUCGGAAAUGGGUACACUGAUCCGGAAAAUAUGAUGGAUUACGCCGAACAUCUGCACAGACUCGGAUUAGUCGAUCGCAGAGAAAAGUUACUGAUGCAGCAGUACGAAGAAGAUGCCCGAAUACUGAUUCGAAAUACCCGAUGGGGUGAUUCGUUCAAGGCUGCUGGUAAAGCUCGGGAUUACAUUUAUAAAUUCACCAAUUUUUCAAAUCUGUACGAUUAUAUCGACGAGACAUUCGACGGAGGUGAUUCUUACAUCGAAAUUAUGAACGACGAUGAAUUCAGAAAAACUAUUCAUGUUGGACAAAUUGAAUACAAGGAUUACUCCUAUCAAGUUUACCUGCACCUGAAGGAUGAAAUAAAUCGAAGUAUGAAGCCUCAAAUCGAAGAAUUAUUGGAAGUAUAUCCCAUAAUGUUUUUCAGUGGCCAGUUGGAUAUUAUUGUAGGACAUUAUUUGAGCUCUAGUUUCAUCAACCAGUUGCACUGGAGUGGAGCUGAUGGAUACAGUGAAGCGAAAAGGAACAUGUGGUAUGUCAAUGAUCAUUUGGCUGGCUAUUAUAAGACUUUUAGUAACUUGAAAGAAGCUUUGAUUCGUGAUGCUGGGCAUAUGGUUCCUGCGAAGAAACCUAUGUUUUUAUUAGAUUUGCUAUGUAAAUUCGUCGAUGGUGAGCUUUGAUCCGGUGAUUUUGGUCAAUUACGUUUCGAGGGUAAUUUUUGCGAAUUUACGUGUUCUUGCAAUGAUAUAAUUUGUAUUUUAUUGGCCAUUAAAUAAUUAAUCGU